Messenger RNA from Acanthopagrus latus (yellowfin seabream), 1017 nucleotides. Its product is annotated as olfactory receptor 15-like. The transcript has a single exon. Bases 52 to 1017 code for a protein of 321 amino acids. The record is from RefSeq and is a predicted model, not a curated record. Gene Ontology annotation, cellular component: membrane. Gene Ontology annotation, biological process: G protein-coupled receptor signaling pathway. Gene Ontology annotation, molecular function: G protein-coupled receptor activity; olfactory receptor activity. NCBI's taxonomy places the organism in Eukaryota, Metazoa, Chordata, Actinopteri, Spariformes, Sparidae.
CUGUAGCCUGACACCUGCUGCUCCUUCAUCAUUCACCUGACUGUACUGUAGAUGAGCGGCGUCCUCUCAGCUGACAUCAUGCAGAAUCACUCUGAGUUUGUGUUUGUGCUGCAGGGUCUGAACGACUCUCUGACAAACCGUCACCUUUACUUCUCCUUCGCUCUGAUGUCGUACCUCUUCACCAUCUUGGUCAACCUGAUGCUGGUGGUCAUCGUCUGUGUGGAGCGAUCUCUCCACAAGCCCCUCUACAUCUUCCUGUGUAACCUGUGUUUGAACGGCAUCUUUGGAGCUUCGAGUUUCUACCCGAAGCUGCUUCACGACCUUCUGGCCGACUCUCACGUCAUCACGUACACCGGCUGUCUGACUCAGAUGUUUGUGGCUUACAGUUACAUCUUCUGUGAGUUCACCAGUCUGACCGUCAUGGCAUACGACCGCUACUUGGCCAUCUGUAGGCCGCUGCAGUACCAGACGCUGAUGACGAUGCAGAAGGUGGCCCAGCUGCUCUUUCUCACCUGGAGCUUCUCCCUCCUGGAGUCGGUGGUGGGCAUCACCCUGACGGCCCAGCUGCCACUCUGCGGACGCCACCUGUCCAAGAUCUUCUGCACUAACUGGGAGGUGGUGAAGCUGUCGUGUUCUGACACGACCCUCAACAACAUCUAUGGCUUUGUGCUCACGUUCUCGCACGUGUCGCAGACCGGACUCAUCCUGGUGUCCUACACACACCUGGUCCGAGCCUCGCUCAGGAUGCAGUCUAACCGCAGGAAGUUCAUCCAGACGUGUCUGCCGCACCUCAUCACACUGUUGGUCUUCACCAGCUCGCUGUUGUUCGACAUCAUGUACUCUCGUUAUGGCAGUGGGAGAACGCUGCAGGCGCUGCAGAACGUGCUGGCCGCAGAGUUCCUGGUCGUCCCGCCGCUCAUCAACCCCAUCAUCUACGGCAUCAACCUGCAUGAGAUCAGGUCCAGGAUGUUCAGCAACUUCACCCACAAACUGGACGUCUCCAAACCACCAUCAUGA